This is a messenger RNA of Ostreococcus lucimarinus CCE9901, 1167 nucleotides long. RefSeq lists its product with no specific name. Lineage: Eukaryota; Viridiplantae; Chlorophyta; Mamiellophyceae; Mamiellales; Bathycoccaceae. Gene Ontology annotation, biological process: purine nucleoside catabolic process. The transcript has a single exon. Gene Ontology annotation, molecular function: purine nucleosidase activity. Bases 1 to 1167 code for a protein of 388 amino acids. Gene Ontology annotation, cellular component: cytosol. The record is from RefSeq and is a predicted model, not a curated record.
AUGUGGGUGGAUUGCGACCCGGGACACGACGACGCGUUCGCGCUGUACCUCGCGCUGCACGGGACGGCGGAGCGCGCGCGCGUCUUGGUCGGCGCGUCCGCGACGCACGGGAACGCGAGCGCGGGAAAGACGACGGUGAACGCGCUGCGCGCGCUGGCGUGGAUCGGCGCGCGGGCGUCGCGAGACGGGGGGGAAGAAGGGGGGCGCGGGACGCGGGACGCGCGACGCGUGGCGUUCGCGGCGGGCGCCGAGAGGCCGUUGCUUCGCGCGUCGAGCGCGUGCGAGGAGAUUCACGGCGAGAGCGGGUUGGAUUCGGCGAGCGCGACGGAUGCGCUGGAGGAGUACGCGUGGGGAGAGGACGAGAGAGAUUGGAUGGGGGCGGGCGGGAUCGAGGCGCUGUUUCAUCCGCGCGCGAAGACGGCGGCGGAGGCGAUGUACGACGCGUUCGUGCGGCACGUCGAAACUUCGGGAAGAGGACGGCCGUUCGUCGUCGUCGCCACGGGGCCGUUGACGAACGUGGCGACGAUGAUUCUCGCCAAGCGUUCGCAGAUUGAUUUAUUUCCCGACGAAUGUCGACCCGUAAUUUUUUGCAUGGGCGGCGCCGUCGGCGACGGCAACACCGGCGCUCGAGCGGAGUUCAACAUUCAGUGCGAUCCCGAAGCGGCGAAAAUAGUCUUCGAGAGCGGUUUGCGAGUCUACAUGAUACCGCUCGAGGUGACGCACACGGCGAUCGUCACCCCGAGCGUUCUCGACAGCUUGACCACCGGUGGUCAUUUCGACUCCGGCAAAGCGGGCGCGAGCGCGCACGCCAAGCAAAUCAGAUCGCUCUUGACAUUCUUCAAGGACACGUACGAGAACGUCUUCGAUUUCAAGACGGGACCGCCUUUACACGACCCCUGCGCCGUGUGGGCUGCGAUUAAUUUUAUCGAGGGCGCCACGUACGAUGAAUCCGAAACGGACGAUAGAUUUCGAGACUUGUUCGAAUUCACGCACGAACGCGUCGACGUCGAGUGCGAGUCGCGACUGACGUACGGCCAAACCGUCAUCGACCGCUGGGGGACGAGCGCCGAGCCGAAGAACGUGUACGUCGCGAGAAGCAUGAACGUCGAUCGCUUUUGGGAAGCCAUGCGCGACGCGAUUCAGCACCGUUUGAGCUGGAUGUCUUAG